UUAGAUUGUUAUGCUACAGAAUGGCCUUAUUCCCGCUAAAGGCCUCGAGCCCAAGCUGGGACAUCUCUGCUUUAAAUCAGCUUUGGGAUCUCACGGACGCCGAUGAUUUCCUUGUAGGCCUUUGUGCGCUUAAGAAGUGAUCACCAUCCUUCAAUGCCCUGGUGGAUUAAACAGGGCAGACCAGUUCAGUCCUCUCUCACGCCGCUUGGCAACGCCUCUACCUUUGUAACCAAUAAAAGGCUAACUAGAAAAGAAUGAAGCGAUGGGAGAAUCAAUCUACUGGAAGCCUCCCCACGGUUUUCUCAUCAUCUCGCGUGUCGUAUGUCAUCUUAGAUGGGAACACAAAAAGUAUCUGCACUGUGGUUGCCUGGCGACCUGUCGAGGGUGUGUGCAGCCUCUCACGCAGUCUAAUGAGAACAUGCGGCAGAGAAAAUGGAGGAGAAUGUGGCUUCCCGAGUGCGUGAAGUGCCAUUUUAUGACACUGGAGUGGAACCUCAUAUUCAAUUCCUGUUCAACACCUCUUCAUUAACCAACCACCACUCACCGUUUUGGAGAUAACUUUGCGAGCCAUGCAUCUUCAAAACACCACGAAGGGAUCAUGCGCAGUGCGCACAGCGCGCCUGCCUCCCCUUCAGUCGGCCGAGCAGCUGCUGUCCAAGGGCUUGGAAUUCCAACAUGGCAGAGGCAGUGGUCAGUCUCGCUCGUAGCGGCAACUUGGAAUGCUCUCCGCUGUCGAGCCGCGGCUCCGGCAGCCUCUAACGCCCCGCCACAGCCACCAGACCUCCGCACUCGGAUCGAUGCUCGCGUAAAAAAAAAAACAACAACAACAAACCAAAACAAUUAAAAAGCCCGCAGCCGCCCUGUCACCUACACAGUUGUGAAAGGAGAUCGAGUGCGGCUGCAAUGAGAAGCAACCCGUUGGAAUUCCACCUGGUGAACGCUGCGAAUCUGCCGUCUUCCUUCUGCUCUCCUUUCCAGGCGUGAAGACAUGAUUACGAGCACCAGCUUUUAUGGUCUAAAGAUGCAGUGGACCCCAGAGCACACACAAUGGGCCGAACAACACUUUGACAUCUCCUCCACCACCCGCUCUCCAGCGCACAAAGUCGAAGCCUACCGGGGACACUUGCAACGAACGUACCAGUACGCCUGGGCCAACGACGAUAUCUCCGCGCUCACCGCCUCCAACCUGCUCAAGAAGUACGCCGAGAAGUACUCGGGGAUCCUCGAAGGGCCGAACGAAAGAGCGCUCCUGUGUUCCUACUCGGAGGGCGGCGCCGGACUCCUGAACGGACGCAAGUCGGAGAAUGAGCCUUGGCAGGAGGGGAUUUACCCGAUGAACUGUGCUCCAGAUGUUAUAUCUGUGAGCAAAGCCGGGAUGACAGCUGCCCUACCCCCUACAGAUGCGUCAGCCAGCAUCGGCAGCUCCCCGGGGGUGGCGAGCAGCUUGUCGGAGCCCAGCUAUUCCAGCAGUAACUGCGGGAGCCACGCGGCCACGACUCUCCACUCGAGCCUUCCCUCUCAGGAAUACAGCGCCGGCUACAACGGCUCCUACCUGCAUUCCAGCUACAGCGGCCAGAGCACCCCGGCCCUCCCUUCGCCGCAUCCGUCUCCUUUGCACAGCGCCGGGCUCCUGCAGCCCCCGCCGCCACCUCCUCCCCCCACCUUAGUGCCGAGCUACAACGGCGCGUCCCCGAACCUCCCCAACUACAAUUAUCCGCCAACAGGGUAUCACCCGCAAACGGCCGUGGGCCCGGGAUAUAGCCCGGGGGGAGCGCCGCCGCCUUCUGCUUAUCUGCCGUCCGGGAUCGCGGCGCCCACUCCCAUCCCCCCCUCCACUCUGCCCGGCUACACCUACCAGUCCCACAAUCAUACGCCGAUUGCCCCGGCGCCCUUGAACGGGAGCACAUCCAACUCGUUAAAACGAAAGGCUUUCUACAUGAGCGGACACGGCGAAGUGGACUCGAGCUAUGCCGACUUCAACUACAACCAGCAGCGCUCUUCUCAGAGUCCCAUGUACAGACUGGCGGACAGCAGCGUUUCAGACUCCAACCGGGGCAACGGCUUUGACAGAAACGCCGAGGCCUCCUCGUUGGCGUUCAAGACAACCAAACAGGCGAUCUCCUCCGAUCAGCAACGGAAGUUCGGCAUCCACUCCGGCGGGACUCUGACCCCGCCGUCCUUCGGAUCGUCCAAAAGCUCCGCGGACGAUCUCCGAGCCGGCGAGACCUACGGCAAGUUCGGCUCCCCGAUUUUGAGCGAGCAAAGCGAAGAGCACAGACAGCACCUGCCUCAUUCCCUCACAGGUCCCGAUGUGGGUCCGCCUACCUCGUCCGUCCUCGCCGCGGAGGAACAACUGAAGAACGGCGACCCCAACCUGGUGGACAUGGUGACGGCGGAGAUCCUUCAGCAGUGCCCUCCGGUGGAUUGGAGCGACAUCGCCGGGCUGGAGAUGGCCAAAGCGGCCAUCAAGGAGGAGAUCCUCUGGCCCAUUUUGAGGCCCGACAUGUUCAGCGGACUUCACGCCUUACCUCGCAACCUUCUUUUGUUUGGACCUCAGGGAACGGGCAGAACGCUGAUGGCCCGCUGCAUGGCCAGCCAGCUGGGGGCCGCCUUCUUGCGACUGAGCAGCUCCGCGCUGGUCACCAAGUGGCUGGUGGAGGGAGACAAAAUCAUCCAGGCCUCGUUCCUGGUGGCCCGCUCUCGCCAACCGGCGCUAGUGUUCAUCAGCGAGGUGGACCUCCUCCUGUCGGCCCAGCUCAGCGAGGACAGUCCGGUGAGCCGGCUGAAGGCCGAGCUCCUCAUGCAGCUCGAUGGUAUUUUGUCCUCUGCCGACGACCACGUUCUGGUGGUCUGCUCCACCAGUAAACCUGAAGAGAUCCCGGAGUCCCUACGGAGGUACUUUACCAAACGCCUGCUCAUCCCCUUACCCGACGGGACGGCGCGGCACCAGAUAAUCAACCAAGUGCUCUCCCCGCACAACUACUGUCUCAGUGACAAAGAGAUGUCAUUACUGGUUCAGAGGACAGAAGGUUUUUCCGGACUGGAUGUGGUUCAGCUUUGUCAAGAGGCGGCGGUGGGCGCGCUGCACGGCGUUCCCGCUUCCGACCUGUCGGGUCUCCACCCGAGACAAAUGAGAGCGGUUUCUUUUCAAGACUUUGACAACGUCUUUUGUAAAUUCCAGCCCAGCAUAUCGCAAAAAGAACUCGACACGUACGCCGAAUGGAAUAAAAUGUUUGGUUGCAGUCAAUGAGAUCGAUGAGACGCUUCCGCCGUGAUUUCCGAAAAAGGGUUCGGGCGGUCACGUAAUCGCACGAGGGGGUUGGAGGGGGGGGGGCUGGAAGAAUCACAAAGGCGGACACGCUUGACGUGGUCAUGGAGGGCUUUAGAUGAAAACACGGACCAAUGCCGCGAUUCGAGAAAUCGGCACAUGGCAGGAGUUACGUGCUCACCAAAAGACUUGUAAAGGAAUAUCCGCCGACCCUCCUUCUUGUUUUUGUAUAUACACACACACACACACACACACACACACACACAUUAUAUAUAUGACUAUACCGUACUGCUGAUUUUGAGAUUUAGUUGCUAUCAAGUGCCUGAGGUGGUGCUGUUUUAAGUUUUCUUUUUUGCCUCACAACCUUCAUUGGUGACAUGUGCUAAUAGUGCGUUUCAAAAAAACAAAACAAAAAAAAAAUAACCUUGAAAAUGAGACAACCCCCCCCCCCCCUAUUUUCUCUUUCCCCUUAGAACAGCUGUUUGUUGUGUGCUCUUUGUGAACAGUUGUUUUAAGCUAAAUUCUAUUUUACGGGCAGAAGCUUUCAGCUCAAUUUUCUGGCAUAUUUUCUAGGUGUAAAUCAUUUAGUGAUGGGUUGGGAGGGGUGACAAAAAAAGAAAAUUACCGAAACCAUUGACAUAGUCAUACUCUGCAUACUCAUGUUGGUCCGGUAAGAUUCUAGCAAGGCGAUUAAAAAAAAAUUAUUAUUUUUUGCUCCUCCGAUUGUAGAUACGACUUAAAGGGUGAAUCUGAUUUCACAACGUGGCUUCACUUGAACGAAUAAAUUACGAUGUAAUUGUUGUUAGUUGUAAUUCACAGUGUUUGACGGCAUGUAAAAUUAGACCAUCCAAUCUUUUUUCAUUUUAUUUAUUUUUUUACUUUCAACACUCAGGAAAGUGAUGAUAGCAUCGUCAUCAAGUACAGUUAAGCGCGAUAUUCUUCAUACCCUUUUUCUUCUUUUUGGCUGUAAAAGUUGGAUAUUCUCUGUCUUUUACGCACUUGUUUUUUUUCUCUUUUAUUUUUUCCGAUAUUUUCGCUUUUUGAGUUAUUCGAUUCAUCGUCUCAGCCCUCGACGUAAACGAUCUUUACGGGCAAAGAAGAACACACAAAAAAAAAACAACCUCUCAACAUCAAAAUCAAGUUGAUUAAAAUGUAGAGCCUGAGCGAAACAGAUUUUUUUAGUGGGACCGAUGGUGAUUACGAUAGUUAGCAGGAAGUGAGUCCGGUAACCGAUUAAUUAUCCAAUUAGCUUUAAAAAUAUCGAAUGGUGAAACCAAUUUUUUUGGGGGCCCUUUUAAUGCUUACAACAAUGAUGAAUUACAGUGAGAACAAUUGCCAGUUUUAAAAUACUCCGUCCUUUUGUUUCACUUUACAACAGAGAAAAAAAAAAGUCCGAUUUUUGACGACUUUGCGGGCUGUUAGAAUGUCAUUGUCUUAUAUUACAAUGCAAUGAAAAAAAUAAAACAAUCCGAUUUUUUUUUUUUGCCAGCGAUUUUUAAAUAGCUAAUAAUCGGUUGCUCUCGAAGCCUCAAUUUUUCGCGACGUGAACAGGAUCCUUGAGAAUGUACGUGUGAGAGAUCUCGUUCUCUUCAACGUCUGAUGAGAGGAUCGCCGUUUUCAUCAAUCAGUCUUGUACGACUUUCUCGUCUCAUUUCCGGCUAAAAGAUAGCCUCUCCCAAAAAUACGAAUUCACUUCACGGUAACGUUUUCCAAGGGUAUGAAUCAUUUGGGGGGCUUAAUUGUAUGUUUUCGACGCCGCACGCCCCCAAAAAAAGACUUUGAUUUGAAAUUGUAUCAAACAACGCGACACGGCUACUAUACCUCAGCAAAGGUUUCUCCAAUGAAUGUAUAUAUUUUUGAUCUAUUUGCGAGACAAAUAGUAAUCCGAUUUUUUUGGGGGGGGGGUGUUUCCUUGAAAUGAAACAUCGUAUUUAUGAUUAGAGAUUUGCCUUUGAACAAGAACGGAAGCGUUAUUUAUCUUGAAUGGUUGCCCGUGGCUAAUUCCGAAAUGAUUUUCAAGGCGCUAUCGCACCGAAAAUCCUACCCGGUGAUUCUGCUCUUUUGAGUCGCCCCAUUUGGAGGCUCAGCUGUACAUCUCGCGUCGAGCACCGUGUAGAAUUUGAAAAAAAAAAAGGUGCAGACAAACAUCUUGGGGUUGAGCGAGGGGGGAAAAAAAAAUUGCCCGGAGCCAUUUCAUUCCAUCCUGCUGCUGUUUUAUCAUUAAUGAAAACGAAGGAUUAUGUAUCCGCUCGGUUGCUUUUCUACCUCCGUUUGUUCGUUAUCGUCUCAAAUACAAAGGUAAGACGGCAGCACAUUUUUUUAAAGGAACGCUAUCUUUAUUUUUUUCCUAUUUUUUGGGGGGGGGUGUCUGUGCAGAAUACAACGGAUAGAAAAAGUCUACACGGGGCAGUUCAAAUGCCAGGUUUUUGUGACGCUUUUGGUGUGUUUCUAACAUUCGAUGGGGGGGGGGGGGG
This is a messenger RNA of Hippocampus zosterae (dwarf seahorse), 5742 nucleotides long. It is a transcript of the gene fign, whose product is annotated as fidgetin. The transcript is spliced from 6 exons. The record is from RefSeq and is a predicted model, not a curated record. Gene Ontology annotation, molecular function: ATP binding; ATP hydrolysis activity; microtubule severing ATPase activity. The coding region runs from base 989 to 3250 and encodes 753 amino acids. Lineage: Eukaryota; Metazoa; Chordata; Actinopteri; Syngnathiformes; Syngnathidae.